AUUAAAGAAAGACUACGAGAGAAGUUCAUGUCCAUGCAAGCCAAUGGCCUGACGAAUCAGCAGAGGAGAUUACUCGAGCACGUAUCAGAGUAUCGGGAUGUGGUGUGCGCAGAGCGUAACCAUAGCAACGAGAGCGAGUUAGUAGACGUUUACGCACUGCACGCUCUUAACCACACAUUCAAAACGAGAGACAAGAUCAUUAAGAACAACGAACGGCUGAGGUAA
This is a messenger RNA of Sphaeroforma arctica JP610, 225 nucleotides long. RefSeq lists its product as hypothetical. NCBI's taxonomy places the organism in Eukaryota, Ichthyosporea, Ichthyophonida. The annotation marks the transcript as partial. Gene Ontology annotation, cellular component: small-subunit processome; nucleolus. The record is from RefSeq and is a predicted model, not a curated record. Gene Ontology annotation, biological process: maturation of SSU-rRNA from tricistronic rRNA transcript (SSU-rRNA, 5.8S rRNA, LSU-rRNA). Gene Ontology annotation, molecular function: U3 snoRNA binding; rRNA binding. The transcript has a single exon.